Clonostachys solani is the source of this 984-nucleotide messenger RNA. Lineage: Eukaryota; Fungi; Ascomycota; Sordariomycetes; Hypocreales; Bionectriaceae. The record is from the annotation of a GenBank genome assembly.
AUGCGUCUCCAUUGCGAGUCUCUAUUUCCAAAAAUCCACUUCUAUUUAAUUGCCAUAGGUAUCGUUGCAGUAGCAGGUGGUGCCGGCGAUUUCAGUCGGACUGUCACUGAGCAGCUGGCUGGGUCUGGAAAGCACACUAAAGCGUUAUUCUCUAAAAUUAGGUUAAAACAAGGUGAUUCGCCCGUUCCUGGCGCUGAGCUCCUCGUCAUCGACUAUAGCGACGCGGAUGCUAUUGCGGCAACUCUUGACGCCAAGGCAGUUGAUACUGUUAUCUCCGCACUGGGACCAGGCGGUGAAGAGGGACAGCUGAAGCUCAUUGCCGGGGCGAAGAAGGCUCUACAUACCAGCAGAUUCAUCCCAAGCGAGUAUGCAGCGUAUACUCCUCCCGACGCCCAGGAGAACGAGUUCACGGCCGAGGUCUUACGCGCAGUAGAUGCACUCCGCGAAUCAGGUUUGCAGUAUACACGCUUUGCGAUUGGUAUUUUCAUGGAUUACUUUGGCACUCCCAACACUCCCUCUCACCUCAGCCCUUUUGUCUGGGGUGUCGAUAUUGCUAAACACCAUGCUGCAAUACCUGGUUCCGGCAAUGAAAUCUUAUCUAUGACAUACUCAAAGGAUGUCGCUCGGUUCAUUGAACGCCUGAUCGAGGACGGAAAUUGGCCUGAGUAUAGCAUCAUCUCAGGAUCCGAUACGUCAUUCAACCAGAUCCUCGCUCUCGCUCAGGAGUAUAUAGGCAAGUAUAGACAUGAAGAUUUUAGCGUAACUCAUGACACCAAAGAGAAGCUAGAGAAGAAUGAAGCUACUUUGCUCGAUGAUUCAAGCUACGGCGGAAUGGAUCCGAGGGUGAUGAUGUCUGUGAUUGGAUUGCAACUCAUUGAGGGAGGACUGGAGUUACCUUCGGAAGGGCGGCUCAACGAUCAUUAUCCUGAGUUCAAGCCUAUGACAAUUGCCGAGUUGAUAGCUAGGGCGUGGAAGAAGGGGUAA